AUGGAAAAAACUGUGUUAAAUACAUUAUUACAAAGUAGUGAAGAUUAUAAUAAGAAUAGAAAUGUUUUCGGAACCUUACUAAAAGAUGAAAGUAAGGUUAAAACAUUAGAUCAGGUAAAUAAAUGUUUUGAAGGACUAAGGAUACAAUCUUAUGUAGAAUAUGAUAAAAAGGAAAGCGAACAACUUGCAGGAAAAAUUAAUAAUAUUAUUAAAACACUUAACACAAUAGUUGUGAAACCAUGUUUUUCAGAGAUUCUUUUAUAUGUUGGAACUCCUUUGUUUGUAAUUUGUACAAAUUUUCAAAAUAACAGAUCCAAAUAUACACUGUUGGGUUACAUAGAUGAUGUUUUUGGAUCUAUUGGAGAACCUAUGUAUUCUAUAUGUAUAAAGUGUAGCCCAACACAUGUACUGAAUAUUAAUCAGCAUGUAUAUUAUUUUCCUAAUCAUCCAAAUACAUUACACAUAUUAGUAGAUUUCGUCAUUGUGUUUACGAAAAUACCCGAUUAUAGGGACAGAUACUUAUUAUUUUUCAAAAUAUUUAUAAAUGAAGUUUUAAUACCCUGUGUAACUUGCACCAAUGUUUCGGAACAAGCACAUCAUGUAUCAAGAGCAAAACGUGGGCAAGCAAUAGGAAGUGUAAGAGGCUUUCGAGGGUGUACAGUUUGGUUAACAGGUCUUUCUGGUGCAGGAAAAACUUCUAUAGCCUUUCAAGUUGAAGCUAUUUUAGUUAAUCAUGGAAUUGCUGCUUAUGGACUUGAUGGAGAUAAUGUAAGGAGUGGUUUAAACUGCAACCUUGGUUUCAGCAAAGAAGAUAGAAAAGAAAAUAUAAGAAGAGUUGCUGAAGUAGCUAAAUUAUUUGCUGACAGUGGCCAAAUUUGUUUAUGUAGUUUUGUAUCACCAUUUGAAGAAGACAGACAAAUGGCAAGGCAAAUUCAUAAAAUGUCAGAUCUUCCAUUUUUUGAAGUCUUUGUUGAUACACCUCUUAAUGUAUGUGAAGCUAGGGAUACAAAAGGAUUGUAUAAAAAGGCCCGUCAGGGGGCUAUCAAGGGUUUUACUGGAAUAGAUCAAAUGUAUGAAAAACCUGUAAAUCCUGAUUUAGUGGUAACCACUGAAAACUGUACUCCAGAAGAAUCAGCUGCAACCGUUAUUGAUCUUCUGGAGAAACAGUGCAUUAUACCUUUGCUUCAAAAACCUGCAGUACCAAUACGGGAGUUGUUCAUUCCAGAAUCACGUAUAUCUUCUGCCAAAACAGAAGCAGCUACACUUCAAAGCUUAGAAAUUAGUGAAAUAGAUGUACAAUGGCUCCAGGUUUUAGCAGAAGGUUGGGCUGCACCUCUUACUGGUUUUAUGAGAGAGAACCAAUAUCUCCAGACUCAACAUUUAAAAUGUCUCCUUGAAGGUGAUAAGGAAGUUAAUCAAUCUAUUCCCAUAGUUCUUGCAAUACACAUAGAGGAUAAAGAACGUUUGGAUGGACUUUCAGCUUUUACAUUGAAAUACAAAAAUAAAGCUCUUGCAAUAUUACGUAGACCAGAAUUUUAUUUUCAUAGGAAAGAAGAAAGAUGUGGGUGGCAAUUUGGUACUAACAAUUUAGACCAUCCUUAUGUAAAGAUGAUUCAUGAAUCUGGAGAUUGGUUAGUUGGUGGUGAUGUAGAAGUUCUUAAAAGAAUUAGAUGGCAUGAUGGACUGGAUAAAUACAGACUUACACCAAAUGAAAUUCGAACAAAAUGUAAAAAAAUGAAAGCUGAUGCUGUAUUUGCAUUCCAACUUAGAAAUCCUAUACAUAAUGGUCAUGCAUUACUGAUGCAAGACACAAAAAAACGUUUAUUAGAAGAAAGAGGGUUUAAAAACCCUAUAUUACUCUUACAUCCUCUGGGUGGGUGGACAAAAGAUGAUGAUGUACCAUUACGUACAAGAAUUCUACAACAUGAAGCUAUACUUAAUGAAGGAUUUCUAGAUGCUGGUUUUACACUAUUAGCAAUUUUUCCAAGUCCAAUGAUGUAUGCUGGACCCAUAGAGGUACAAUGGCAUGCAAAGGCUAGGAUGAAUGCUGGUGCUAACUUUUAUAUUGUUGGAAGAGAUCCUGCUGGUAUACCACAUCCUAAUAAAACUGCAACACCUGAUGGAAAUCUUUAUGACUCUACUCAUGGUGCACGAGUUCUUUCAAUAGCUCGAGGUUUACAAAAUCUAGAAAUCAUACCCUUUAAAGUUGCAGCAUAUGAUAAGAAACAUAAAAAAAUGUCCUUUUUUGACGAAAAACGAAAAGAAGAUUUUGAAUUUAUAUCAGGGACAAAAAUGCGUAGUUUAGCAAAAGCAGGUGAAAAUCCACCUGAUGGAUUUAUGCCACCCAAAGCAUGGUCUGUUCUUGUGCAAUAUUAUCAAAAUCUAGAAAAAUAA
This is a messenger RNA of Habropoda laboriosa, 2394 nucleotides long. It is a transcript of the gene Papss, whose product is annotated as bifunctional 3'-phosphoadenosine 5'-phosphosulfate synthase. Gene Ontology annotation, biological process: sulfate assimilation; 3'-phosphoadenosine 5'-phosphosulfate biosynthetic process. The record is from RefSeq and is a predicted model, not a curated record. Gene Ontology annotation, molecular function: ATP binding; sulfate adenylyltransferase (ATP) activity; adenylylsulfate kinase activity. Bases 1 to 2394 code for a protein of 797 amino acids. The transcript has 8 exons. NCBI's taxonomy places the organism in Eukaryota, Metazoa, Arthropoda, Insecta, Hymenoptera, Apidae.